AACAUGUAAUCUAAGUUUUCAAAUAAGUACCAGUGACUAUUUCUUCGCUGGUUAAUUGAAUCAAUUAUGGUGUUUUGGGAAGGUUAUGUGAGUGACGAAGCAAUGGGCACAUUUGCCCCAAUUGUGGUCUACUGGUUGUAUGCUGGACUUUAUCAGAUUUUGCCACCGUUGGAUAAAUACCGGUUGCACACAAGAAAAGAGGAGAAAGAGAAGAACUUGGUACCAUUGCCAAAGGUGGUCAAGGGUGUUUUGCUGCAACAGUUAGUUCAGGCGAUAGUCGCCCAUGGGCUCUUUUUGUUGACCUCAACGAUGGAUCCAUCUGGGGUCAUAGUCCAGCCCUCCAUUCCUAUCCAAAUCAUGCAGAUUAUUAUUGCUAUGUUCGUGAUGGACACAUGGCAAUAUUUUGUGCACAGGUAUAUGCAUCAGAACAAAUUCUUAUACCGCCACAUCCAUUCACAACAUCAUAGGCUAGUUGUCCCAUAUGCAAUUGGGGCACUUUAUAAUCACCCACUGGAGGGUCUAUUGCUUGACACAGUAGGUGGUGCCAUUUCCUUUCUAAUAUCAGGAAUGACUGCACGAACCGGAGUAAUUUUCUUCUGUUUUGCUAUCAUUAAAACUGUAGAUGAUCACUGUGGACUUUGGUUGCCUGGCAAUAUAUUUCACAUUGUUUUCCAGAAUAACACUGCUUACCACGACAUCCAUCAUCAACUUCAAGGCACAAAGUACAAUUAUUCUCAGCCAUUCUUCUCAAUAUGGGAUAAAAUUCUGGGAACCCACAUGCCUUAUGAUCUAGUUAAGCGAGCCGAAGGUGGUUUUGAGGCAAGGUUGGUGAAAAAAGACUAGUUCAAAUUUGAUUAUUUUCUGUCAUUUUGAAAUUAUCACUUAACAGAGAAAUAUUCUUUUCGGUUGAGACUAAAAUUGUUGGAAAGUUGAAUUAGAAUUGGUUGUUAAUGCAUUUAUGUUCGUAGGCUUUCUAGCAUAAGAGUGGUUUUGGGUGUUCAACCAUCUAUUCUAGUUAAUUGGCUGUUAUUCAUGUAGUUGGUAAUGGUAAUUUUACCAGCCUACCUGAUGAAUUGUAACUGUUGCGUUCUGUAUGUAGCAUAUUUAUUUGUUCUAACUUGACUUAGUUGCGUUGCAAGCCUGAUUCAGUA
This is a messenger RNA of Jatropha curcas, 1151 nucleotides long. The record is from RefSeq and is a predicted model, not a curated record. NCBI's taxonomy places the organism in Eukaryota, Viridiplantae, Streptophyta, Magnoliopsida, Malpighiales, Euphorbiaceae.